Molecule: messenger RNA, 891 nt
Organism: Dothidotthia symphoricarpi CBS 119687
Lineage: Eukaryota; Fungi; Ascomycota; Dothideomycetes; Pleosporales; Dothidotthiaceae
Exons: 1
Coding region: 206-769 (187 amino acids)
Source: RefSeq, a predicted model, not a curated record
CGCAAGAGUCAUGAUGAGAUUUCAAAUUGACAUAUUCGGCUUGGCUCGGCUCGGCUCGUCGCUUGUCCGCGGGUCUUGUCUCGUUCUUCCUGAGCUGGCAGUGGCUGGAUGUGUGUGUGUGUAUGUGUGUGCAUGCAUGGCAUGAGGGAGUGACUCGAGCUCGACCCUGCAGAUCUGCAGAUCUGGGGAUUUCGUGAAAUCAUGGAUGCAUUCCGUUCCAUUGCAGCAUUGCAUACAUUCCAUACAAAGACCCAAAAUCCAAUCGCCCGGCUGUGCACUUGAAGGCAAGCACACAAGAAAGCCCAUGACCAUGCCCAACCCGAAAAACCCCUCCUCACCCCCCCGAAGAACUGCCAUUGCAAAUCACUUCGAUCCUACAGCCCUACAGAUCCUACAGAUCCUACGCGGAACCCGGCGCUCUGCGAAGAAAAAUACCGCACACGUAGGUAUUCGAACGAACAUGGACGGUAUGCCUGUCAGUUUGGCUGCUGCACUCCGCACUGCACUCCGCAUUCCGUCGCGUCCAACCAUGUUUUUUCUUUACGUGUGGGCUUCGCGUGCGUUGCACGUGUUUGUGCUAUGUUUAACGAUUUUCUACACGGUAGCUCGACGUAGAUGGAUAGUCGCGCUGAAUAACGUCCGUCUAUUACUACUUUCGGGCGUGACUAAAUCUUAUUCAGUGUGUACGAACUAUGCUAUGCUGGAAUUGGGUAGCGAUGGGGUACGUUACAUAUUAGGGGAACGGGACGGGACCGGGAAAAGGAAGUGAUGUUGCGAUUUGCUGGGUAUUUGUUGCGAGUGUUGUUCGUAUUGAUUUAGUAGAGUGAUGUCUGACACUGAGGCGCGGGAACCGUCUUACGCGCUACAUGACUGUGUACACUAUUGAUGGUC